GGCUUGUAGAGGUGUCUGUUUCCGGUAGGCCAGGCCGGAAAACAAGAUGGAGGCGGAGCUGAGAAAGGAAGGAUGGUCACUGAGUGAUAAGGGUUUGGAGUAUUGCAAAAGUCUUAGCACAAACAAAGAUCCAUCAAGAAGGGAGAUUAUUACAAAUGCUUUGCAUACUGACCUUCGCCAAAUUGGAAAGCAAUGCUUGCCAGCUGAUAUCAACAGAGCCAAGAAUACAAUGAUUGAGGGUCCAAUAGUCCUUCAAAUUCAAAAGAUUAGGAACGUAUCUGCACCAAAUGCUAAAGAGGACUCAUCAUUUGCACCAAGAAUGCUGAAACUCUCCAUGACAGAUGGUGUUAUGAGCUGCACUGGCCUUGAGCUGGAAACUGUCAAUGCAAUCAGCCUUUUAACGCCAAGUGGUUCAAAGAUUUGUUUGACUGGUAAACUGGCCGUUCAUAACGGAUUCAUUCUACUAACUGAAAGAAAUGUCAAGCUGAUUGGAGGAAACGUAGAUCAUCUUAAAGCCAAAUGGGAAUUGUCAUCGAAUGUCAACAAAUUGCAACGCAAAGUCUUGGCAGCAGAUGGCGGUCCGCCUCUGUUUGUUCCCUUUGAAAACAGUGAAUUUUCAAGGCGAAAACCCCCAACUGCCUCAUCGACAACAAAGACUUCUGAACCAAAACAACCGCCAAAUAGAGAAAGGCCUGUAAUGCAAACAGAAAAGGUGACAAAACCAUUCGAAGAUAAGAAGAUUUGGAAGAGUGACCCUCUUAAAACGAAGAAAGAUAAAAGUUCAAAAUUUGGGAAAGAUACUUUUAGCGAUCGCUCGCAGGAUCAAAAAGGAGCAGGCGAGAAGGGCGACAGAAGAAGUAAUACGAAUACCGAAGGAAGAAAAUCAACGGAAAAAGAAAAACAGCAAGACCGAUAUCAACAAGGAAAGAAUUUGAAAGUUGGUUCAAAAAAAGUGGAGGAAGAAACCAGUAGACAUGCGGCCCAAAAUAGCAAAAAAGAUUCGAUCAAAAAUGCUCAGAAAGAAGAUAGGAUGGCAGUAAAAGACCAGGGUGAAGAAGUGAAGAACAGUGAAAAACAGAAAUAUAGGAAUGGUGGGAAAUCAGAAUUCGAGGAGAAGAAGUUGUGGAACAAACAAGAGAGAAAUGUUAGAUCUAGACAAGAAACUACACGACCAAAAUCUGGGGGGCGUGAAGAGAAGCCAGGGAACAAUUUUCAAGAUUUGCCCCCAAGAAUGGAGCGUUUAAAGCAACAGAAAAGCUCAGAUGUGAAAGAAGAUAGAAAUAAAGUUUCUGAAACAAGAAAGGAAGGAAAAACUGGAGAGAAGAAUUCGAAGAAUGCCAAGAUAGAUGCCAAAGAAAUUGAAGACAAGGAAAUAUCAGGAAAGCCUGACGAUAAAGACAUGGAAAGAGUGAUUGGCCUACUUAAUGAAAAAAUGAGGAUGGAUGAAGGCAGGAGUGCUGGAAUGGGGGAUGACAGGCAAAAGAGGUCUCGGUAUGAAAACACCAGAUAUGUUGACCGGAGCCGAGGUCAAGUGGAAACUGAACACAAGAAAUAUGGAAAAGAAGAAGCUUCAAGAAGUACAAUGGACCAUUCAGCACCUGCAAAAUAUGAGCAGAGAAAUGGCGAGAGGUUGGGACAAAGGGGGCAAGGUAGAGGGCGCUAUGGAGGGCAAGGAAGGGGCUCACAGCGGGGAGGCUUCUCUUACCGCAAUGGACGAUAUGAUUCAGGAGGCUAUGAUCCGAGUCAUGGUGAUGCGCGGAAAAAUCAGAUGGAAAGCAUUGACGGAGAGGGGGUUCGAGGUUUAGAGGCAAAUGUCCGUUCUGGUAAUUUUGGCAGAAACCCUGGUCAAAGUGAAAAUGGAAAUAAUGGAUUAAUGCGUGAAAACUCGGGUCAAGUAACAAAUUUAGAAGCAGAAAAACCAGACAAGGUAGCUCAAUUUAUGUCGGCUGUUGUUGCAAACAGUGGUAAAGGCAUGCAAGGAGAUUUAAUGGCAAACAUGCAACGACAGGCUUUUGGCAACCAAAAUAUUGCACAGCAAAGUGUCCCUCAAGCCAUGGUAACAUCGUCAGAUUCAAUGAUGUACAACUACCUAACAACGUACCCAACUGCCAUGUUUCAGCCUUCUGCAAACCAACCUUAUCACCCAAUGCAUUCGCAAAAUUUUCAGAGAGGCGGUUACCAAGGUAACAUGCAGUCCUUGUCUGCAAUGAAUCAGUACCAGCAGAUGCCCCCCGUGUCGCAAAUGCCCCCAAUGUCUCAAAUGGCUCCUAUGUCCCAGGUACCACCAAUGCCAGCUAUGUACUAUCAAGGCAUGGGACCACCGCAACAGAACAUGGGGUUCAGAGGGCAACCCCCAGGUUUCGGCGCUCGAGGCAAACCGCGGGUGAAACACGAUGUUUAUAGACCCAAGACAGAAUAGCAUAAUUUUAAAUAUCUUUCCUAUGAAUAAUCGUUUCGAAAUAACAGACUUAAUAUUUUA
Messenger RNA from Rhopilema esculentum, 2479 nucleotides. The record is from RefSeq and is a predicted model, not a curated record. Lineage: Eukaryota; Metazoa; Cnidaria; Scyphozoa; Rhizostomeae; Rhizostomatidae.